CGUCACUUCCGGAUUACGUUCCCUUUGGGCGCGUAUUUUUGAAACCAGAAGCUGUAAUAUCGGUUCGGACUGUAAACAGAUAUAAAUGGCAUCGAUUAAAGAUCUGGAUGUCGGGGAAAAGUUCAGCAGCAAGCUGGAGGAAAUCAGGACUAAACUGUUGUCUCAGGCAAUGGGCGAAAUGCUGAACGAAGCUACAGUGGAAUUCUGUCAAGCUCACAAACAGUACAUGAAGUCUGUUGUGGAUACAUGUUCGAAAAAGUGCCGGGAAGAUGAGACCAUGUUUGAAACCAUACAGGGUUAUACAGAAGAGUUGAAACAUCUGAAUUCCAACAUGAGGGAGAGAAAUGGUGAAAGACCGGAAAUCUUGGGAUCGAUCCAGGACAAAGAAAGCCAUAAAGAACACCUUAUUCAAAAGAUUGAGAAGCUGAAGCAAGAGCAGGCCAAGAACAGAGAAUUGAUUCACUCACAAAACAAAGCCAACAAGGACCGACUAAAGAACUUGAACAAAGUUAAAGAGAUCUUCCAGGAAUGGCUAAGCCUUGAGAUCCGAAAAAUCCAGGGUGAGAAGCUGCAGUUCAUCUUCAGAAACAUCAACCACAAGAAUCCACAAAAUGCCUUCACCUUUCUUUUAAGGAUAAAUGAGAAUGGAGAGUACCAAAUCGUCUCCUGUGAUCCUCCCCUGGCGAAGAUGGAUCAGCUUGAGCGUCAACUUCAGGAGACCAACAACCUCUCUGCAUUUCUGGCUAAUGUCAGGAAAGAGUUUGUGGCACUACAUAAUACUACAAAGACUGCCUGACUUCACAGAGAUUAAUAAUCAGCUCAGUUCUGUAUAUAUUUAACUGUUAAAAAGCUCUAAUGCAGCCAGCAUUUUACUAUCAAGACGCAGUAUCCGGUGUGACUGUGUGCUUAUUUUAUUAGUAUCGUACUUUAACCUUCUUAUUGUGAUACCUGUAUAUAAUUCUUUUUGGUCUUCUUUACAUAAUAAAAUAUGUUUGUCGUAA
Molecule: messenger RNA, 1001 nt
Organism: Tachysurus vachellii
Lineage: Eukaryota; Metazoa; Chordata; Actinopteri; Siluriformes; Bagridae
Gene: spc25
Product: SPC25 component of NDC80 kinetochore complex
Exons: 7
Coding region: 86-796 (236 amino acids)
Biological process (GO): chromosome segregation
Cellular component (GO): Ndc80 complex
Source: RefSeq, a predicted model, not a curated record